Molecule: messenger RNA, 1377 nt
Organism: Plodia interpunctella (Indianmeal moth)
Lineage: Eukaryota; Metazoa; Arthropoda; Insecta; Lepidoptera; Pyralidae
Product: transcription factor Sp5-like
Exons: 2
Coding region: 144-1172 (342 amino acids)
Biological process (GO): regulation of transcription by RNA polymerase II
Molecular function (GO): RNA polymerase II cis-regulatory region sequence-specific DNA binding; DNA-binding transcription factor activity, RNA polymerase II-specific
Source: RefSeq, a predicted model, not a curated record
GCGGGGCCGGGGCGAGGUGACAACCGCUUGUUACGUCUAUUCCAAGCCAGUUAUUAAAAACGUCUCGGCGCGAGCGGAGUGCCGCCCUGUAAUUAUCCAGUUGAAGGUUUCGUCGCGUUACGUUGUCACCACUGUCGCCGGAAAUGCAAUACGUGGAUCCGCCUGCGCAACAGAUGAUGAACAUGAUGAGUGGUUACGGAUGUGGGUACGGUCGCGGAGACGCGCUGUCGCCAGCUUCUGAUUUGUCUUCGUGUAGCAGCGCGUCAUCCGGGGCGUGGUGUGGAGCGGCGGGCUGGCGCGAGCUGCCGUCGUAUCCGGCGCAGUACCCCGCGUACUGGCCGCCCGCCGCCGCAGCCGCCGCUGCUGAGGAGGCGCGCGAGCUCCAGCGACGUUGCGCCAAGUGCCGCUGCCCCAACUGCCUCACAGAAGCCGCCGGUUUUGGGCCUAACUAUGGAAAAGACGGUGCUAAAAGAGAACAUGUGUGCCACGUUCCUGGCUGCGGAAAAGUUUACGGAAAGACCUCGCACUUGAAAGCUCACCUCCGUUGGCAUACUGGAGAACGUCCGUUCGUAUGCAAUUGGUUGUUUUGUGGCAAGAGAUUUACGCGGUCCGAUGAACUGCAAAGACAUCUACGAACCCACACAGGUGAAAAGAGAUUCGCGUGUCAACUGUGCUCCAAGAGGUUCAUGCGCUCUGAUCAUCUAGCUAAGCAUGUGAAGACCCACGCGAACGUUUCACGAAAGAAUAAGAAAAUGAAAGAGGAUGAAAAAGAAGAGCCUCUAAAAUUAUCCGACGAUAAGAACGAAAAGCCGCAAGUGUCAAGUGAGAAUACAUCUGCCGCGCCAGUCGUCGGGAGUACAAACUACGGGACGGUGCCUGUAACUAACGACCCUAAACAUGAUAUGUCUCUAAAUUACGCAGCAGUAGCUCCCAAUGUGACAGCAAAUUCAGGGAAUGGUUACAACAGUGCACCGUACAGCGGUGGAGUAAUGACAGGCUGGUACCCUGAAGUGCGUCAGGACACCCUGUACCCGCGCCCUCCUGUGAGAGAUCACCGCAUGUAUCAACAGUAUACUGCUCCGAUCAGUACGUAUCAGUGUGCCAGCAAGGAAAACUAUGCCAUAUUUCAAGGUCAUUACAACAUACAGCAUCCAGUAGCACUGGGACAAUAACAUAAAUACUUGUGAAAAGACAUUUUAAUUAAGUUUGCACGAAAGCUUACGUUUUGUAAAUAUUUUAUUUGUAAGUUUGUACGGUCAGGUGCUGUGUUUUUGAAGACAGAUUGUUAACUUCAUUUAAGUUACCACGAAAUUUUCAUGUGAUGUUUUGAAAGUUUACCAAUGUAUGUGCCUUCCAAUAAAAUUAAUAAAUUAAAGU